Molecule: messenger RNA, 2483 nt
Organism: Coccomyxa subellipsoidea C-169
Lineage: Eukaryota; Viridiplantae; Chlorophyta; Trebouxiophyceae; Coccomyxaceae
Product: P-loop containing nucleoside triphosphate hydrolase protein
Exons: 15
Coding region: 127-2232 (701 amino acids)
Cellular component (GO): intracellular anatomical structure
Molecular function (GO): ATP binding; RNA binding; ATP hydrolysis activity
Source: RefSeq, a predicted model, not a curated record
CGCUGUGCCGUCGUGUAUAUUCUUGGAUUUUAUUAAACCCGGAUACUGAGAUGCGUGACGGAACUAUGCUGCUGUGCUGAUGUGAUGUGAUGCUGCAGCGACUUUGAUCUUAAAAGUGGCAGAGAUAUGGGUGAUCGGAAGAGGAAGCUGGAUGUCUUCACGGGGGAAAAUGGCGCUCAGCAGAAUGGAAACGGCCUGAUCAAUCCUUUCACGGGGCGUCCCUACAGUCAACAAUACUUGAACAUUUUGCAGAAACGGAAGGGGUUGCCUGUAUGGCAAGCACGGGAAGACUUCGUGGACAUGAUCCACAAGAACCAGACAACCAUUCUGGUUGGAGAGACGGGCUCUGGAAAGACCACGCAGAUUGCACAGUUUAUCAUGGAGGCUGGCUACACACAACAGACUGGCAAGCUGAUAGCCUGCACACAGCCGCGCAGGGUGGCGGCCAUGUCUGUGGCGCGGCGUGUGGCUGAUGAAGUGGAUGUGAAUCUGGGUGAGGAGGUUGGGUACUCCAUCCGUUUUGAGGAGUGCUCAGGGCCAAGGACGAAGAUCAAGUUCAUGACAGAUGGUAUGCUGCUGCGAGAGGCCAUGAGCGAUCCCUUGCUGGAGCGCUACAGUGUCGUCAUUCUUGAUGAGGCCCACGAGCGGACGCUUGCCACAGAUGUGCUCUUUGGGCUGAUCAAGGAGGUGCUGAAGCAGCGCAAGGAUCUGAAGCUUGUGGUCAUGAGUGCAACGCUGGAAGCAGAGAAGUUCCAGGGCUACUUCCUGGAUGCACCUCUGAUGAAGGUCCCCGGGCGGCUGCACCCUGUGGAGAUCUUCUACACACAGGAACCAGAGAGGGACUAUCUUGAAGCGGCUAUCAGGACUGUGGUGCAAAUACAUGUGUGCGAGCCGCCUGGCGACAUCCUGGUGUUCCUGACGGGUGAGGAGGAGAUCGAGGAUGCCUGCAAGAAGAUUGCCAGGGAGAUCACCCAGAUGGGAGACCAGGUGGGGCCCAUCAAGGUGUUCCCGCUGUACUCGACGCUGCCGCCCAAGCAGCAGCAGAUGAUCUUUGAUCCGGCGCCACCGCCAGCGCGGCCGGGGGGCCCGCAGGGACGCAAGAUUGUGGUGUCGACCAAUAUUGCGGAGACGUCGCUGACCAUCGACGGCAUCGUGUAUGUAAUCGACCCCGGCUUUGCCAAGCAGAAGGUGUACAACCCGCGCAUCCGCGUCGAGUCCCUGCUCGUCUCGCCCAUCUCCCGGGCGAGCGCACAUCAGCGUGCGGGCAGAGCCGGGCGAACGCAGCCGGGCAAGUGCUUCCGGCUGUACACAGAGGCCUCCUUCAAGUCCGACCUGCAGGAGCAGACCUACCCGGAGAUCCUGCGCUCCAACCUGGGUUCUGUGGUGCUGCAGCUCAAGAAGCUGGGCAUCGAUGACCUGGUGCACUUUGAUUUCAUGGACCCCCCGGCCCCGGAGACGCUGAUGCGAGCGUUGGAGCUCCUCAACUACCUGGGCGGCCUGGACGACAAUGGCAAUCUGACAGAGGUCGGCACGAUCAUGGCGGAGUACCCACUGGACCCCCAGCUGGCGAAGAUGGUGGUCGCCUCCCCAGAGUUCAGCUGCUCCAACGAGAUCCUGUCCAUCGCGGCCAUGCUGUCGGUGCCCAAUGUGUUCCUGCGGCCGCGUGAGGCGGCCAAGGCGGCCGACGAAGCCAAAGCGCGCUUUGCCCACAUCGACGGGGAUCACCUGACGCUGCUGAACGUAUACCACGCAUACAAGCAGAAUGGAGAGGCGCACGACUGGUGCUACGACCACUUCCUUAACUCGCGCGCCCUGAAGGCGGCUGACAGUGUGCGCGGUCAGCUGGUGCGGAUAGCAACCAGGCUGGGCACGCCGCUGGUGAGCGCAGACUUCAAGUCACGCGAUUACUACCCCAACAUCCGCAAGGCCAUCACGGCCGGCUACUUCAUGCAGGUGGCGCACCUCGAGAGGACGGGGCACUACCUGACGGUGAAGGACAAUCAGAUGGUGCACCUGCACCCCUCCACCUGCCUGGACCACAAGCCCGAGUGGGCGCUGUACCAGGAGUUUGUGCUGACCUCACGCAACUACAUCCGCACAGUGACAGACAUCAAGGGCGAGUGGCUGGUGGACAUCGCUCCCCACUACUACGACCUGCAGAACUACCCCCCUGGCGAGGCCCGGCGGUCUCUGGAGCGGCUGUUUGCCAAGCGGGAGAAGGAGCGCAGAUGAGAUGUAUAAAUCUUGUUGCAGCCCUUGCUGUGGUGUGUAGUGUUGAGGCAUGCCGUCAAUGUGCUCAAGGUCAAUAUAUAUGCCAAGCAAGCAAUUGAAUAAUGGAUACUUGUAUUUUUUGAGAAGAAGAAGAAGAAGAAGGAGGAAGAGGAGACGACAGUUGAGAAGGAAGUAGAACUGGUAGCUGCGAGAAGCUACAGGAUUAACCUCACCGCCUCAUGUGCUGGGUAAAAACCUGUAUCUGCGGCUUC